Scophthalmus maximus (turbot) is the source of this 2924-nucleotide messenger RNA. RefSeq names its product intercellular adhesion molecule 5 (gene icam5). Bases 192 to 2657 code for a protein of 821 amino acids. Gene Ontology annotation, biological process: cell-cell adhesion. Gene Ontology annotation, molecular function: integrin binding. Lineage: Eukaryota; Metazoa; Chordata; Actinopteri; Pleuronectiformes; Scophthalmidae. Gene Ontology annotation, cellular component: membrane. The record is from RefSeq and is a predicted model, not a curated record. The transcript has 10 exons.
GCGUAGACUUCCGCUUGUAUUCCUUCAUUCAGGUCGGUUAACUGUCAGCAGAAAGUUAUCAUCAUCAUCAUUACCAUCCUCCGAGCCACAAUUAAACUAGUUCCACUCCUGAAGCUGGAAAUCGUCUGGACCAUCCUGAGGCGCACUUCUCCUCUUCCAUCCACCUCCUUCCUCCCGCAUGCUGAUCUAACAUGCUGCCUCUCAGGAUGUCGCAUAUCCUCAUGCUCAUGUUUUCACUUUGCGAUGCGGAUGUUACCUGCCCAGCUGACCAAUUCAUCCUGAAUCCCCCUGAGGUUAUAGCAGAAUAUGGACAGGAGGUCGUGGUAAACUGCACCAGCACAGACGAUGAUUUUGACGAGAUAUACUGGAGGGAUGGAACCAGACAGUCUGAAAAGAACACUGACGGUUCUUCUAUUUCCUGGACCCUGCACCUGUCAGACUGGAACAUAAAGCCCAAGUGCAUAAUAAAGCUGAAUGAGUCAUUUGAAUGCAGUAAAGACCUUGGAAUGACCAUAUUCAAGAAUCCAGACACGGUUGUCCUGUAUCCUAUAAAGCAUGUAAAAACUACGGUGGAAGGGACACAGUAUGAGCUGCAGUGUGAUGUCAUCGAUGUGGCUCCUGUUCAGAACCUCACUUUGACGUGGUACAGAGACAAUCAAGCGAUCAAGACAGAGUCUUUCACCAACACAAGCACAACACCAGUGAGCGAGUCGUCUAUUUUGACAGUCAGCGUCAACAGAGAAGACAACAAAGCUCAGUUUAGAUGUGAGGCUAAGUUGGACUUUACACCACGUGGACCAAAACUUCUCGCCUUUUUCGACACACACAGUCUUUUUGUGCAUUAUGCUCCUGAGCUCAACAGCAACACCAGUAAUGUUUUCUACGUGGGAGUGGGUGACAGUGUCGCCCUGAGCUGUGGCGCUGAGGGUAACCCUGCUCCUCAGUUUCACUGGACCCGUGAUGGGGUGAACAUGACGGAGCUCACGGGCAAUCUCAACGUCACGCACGUAAACACCACCGCAACCUACACCUGCACAGCUACCAAUGACCUGGGAAGAAUAACUAGGCACAUCAGUGUUCAUGUGAUAAAAGAUGUCAUGGCAGCGCCUGCUGUGGCCACGCCCACGCCCAGGCCCACGCCCGAGGCACGAAAGGUUUGCCCCCCAACACUGACGCCUGCUGAAGUCGUGGUGAGAUUUGGAGAUCCGGCCUCCGUUAAUUGCAGCACAUCAGCUACAGAUGUUUUAGGGAUGGGCUGGGAGGCUCCGAUUGGAGGCACUGGGUUUGUAGACCCACCAACUGUCACCUGGACCGUGGAAAGACUACAAGACUGGAGCAUAAAUCCCAAAUGCUACAUUACUCUGAAAAAUAAUCAUCAGUGUGAUGCAAUGCCAGCCAUCACGCUUUAUAAGACGCCAGACAUUGUGUCGGUCUCUGCGUUGGCUCGUGGGCCGAUGGUUGAGGGCAUCGAGCACCUGCUCCAAUGUGACAUCAUCAACGUGGCUCCCGUGCAGAAGCUCACAGUGACGUGGUACCGAGGCCACGAAAACGUGAGCACACAAAGGUUCAAUGACACCCUUGUGACCCCAGGCAAUGUGUCGUCCACCUUGAGAGUGACUCCUGAGAGAGAGCACAACGGUGCACUGUACAGAUGCAAAACUGAGCUUCACCUCGGACCCAAAGGACCAGAACCCAUGCCGACGAAAUCCUCAGAGCCUUACACCGCUGUUGUGCACUAUAAGCCAAUGAUGCAAGAUUGUCCAACUCAUUACACUGGCGAGGAGCACAAAUUCAGGAUGGACAUGUUGCCCUGUAAAGCUGAUGGGAACCCUCCACCCACUGUUCACUGGUACUAUGAGGGCAAACUGAUCAAUGCAUCUGAGCCUCUCACCAAGGGUCAAUCGGGCAAAUACACAGCAGAAGUCUUUAAUAGCCUCUCCAUGAGCAACAACUCCAUUGAUAUCACCAUCGAAUACAGCCCUUCAUUUGCCUGUGAUGAUCACUAUGAAGUUGAAGAGAAAGGUAAGGUGGGAGUCGAAUGUGAACCAGAGGGAAAGCCUCCUCCCGUCAUCGCCUGGUUUAAAGAUGGAAUAGAGAUUUCUCCACGACACUGGAGACAGCAAGAUAGUGGAAAAUACGUACUAAAAGCGACCAACAAACACGGAACAGCAAACCACACACUACAUCUGGAAGUUCUCUUUGCACCUGAGUUCAAGGAGGGAAAUAACAGCAAGGAGGUGACCCCGGGCGAAAAUGUGACCAUGGACUGCAGUGCUGACGGAAACCCUGAGCCUGAGGUCCUGUGGAGCUACAACGGUGCCGUGAAUGUGAGGGAGACCGCCGGGAGGCGCCAGAGGAGCAUCAUUGUCACAGGAGCCACGUCGACCAAUGCUGGUGUUUACGUCUGUGUUGCCACGAAUAAAGUUGGGAGGGUGUCAAGAUCUGUGACACUGACGAUGACAGAGUUGAGAGGACGAGGCCUGCUGUCAGUCAUUUGGUGGUUGCUGAUUCUGAUUUUCAUCAUCAUCUUCCUUGUCCUUGUGGUCAUUCUUUCCAGAUGUUGGAGAAAACAUGGACAAUACAGCUUUAUCCCUAACAAUGCCAUGGAAGGUUCAGAUAUUCCCUUGACUACAAAGUCUGAUGGGACCAAAAUUUAAGGAUGUUUACUUCUUGCUGAAUAGGUAAGAUUAAACCAGCCCGGGGGCAAGAAUGGCAUGUAAAUACUGUUGUGUUUUUUUGUACUUGGUACCUGGUACUGUCCUGGGCUGUAGAUUAAUACAGAUCCUCUUGGCAGAGGUAUUAAAUUAGACCACUUGUUUUCCAAGCAAUGCUGCAGACACUGCAGGUGCAUUAUACGAUUGUUUUUUUUAACCUGUAAGGUUUGUAUCUUGGUUUGUUCCCAGUAAAGUUAUGCCUGUGUCAAA